Diospyros lotus (date-plum) is the source of this 426-nucleotide messenger RNA. Its product is annotated as vegetative cell wall protein gp1-like. Lineage: Eukaryota; Viridiplantae; Streptophyta; Magnoliopsida; Ericales; Ebenaceae. The transcript has a single exon. The record is from RefSeq and is a predicted model, not a curated record. Bases 1 to 426 code for a protein of 141 amino acids.
AUGGGUUCGACUGGAAUGAUAUCAAUCGCCAUGAAGUUGGUUUUGUUGUUUGGAUUGGCUGUUGUUAUGCUAACAUAUCCUGCCGAUGCUCGACUGCUUGGGAAAGAAGACGACAAUCUCGGAAUGGCGGCGGCGAAAUUGGACAACGGGGAGGCGAAGGACGUUUGGCCGCCAUUUAGCUUCCCGUUUCCGACCCCGCAAUUCCCUCCUUUUCCAUUUCCUACCCUACAAUUUCCUCCUUUUCCAUUUCCAACCCCGCAAAUGCCUCCUUUUCCGUUUCCGACCCCAAUCCCUCCAAUUCCCAAUAUUCCAGGGGUGCCCCCUCUUCCUCCAACUCAAAUCCCUCCAAUUCCAAAUAUUCCAGGAGUGCCCCCACUUCCAACCUUCCCUCCUUUCCAUAUCCCUAAUGUUCCUACCCAUGCAUGA